Molecule: messenger RNA, 225 nt
Organism: Stylonychia lemnae
Lineage: Eukaryota; Ciliophora; Spirotrichea; Sporadotrichida; Oxytrichidae
Source: the annotation of a GenBank genome assembly
AUGGACACUUUCAUCCCUGGUAAAAACCUCAGAAAUCCUGAAAAACUCGCCCUAAAGCAAGCUAAUAAUGCCUAUGCUGAUUGUAUUGCUAAGAAUUUCCUUGGAGAGUGGCUAAAAGGUGCCAAUCUCAGCAUUAAUGAAGUCUGCUAAGAGGAAUACACAAAGAUGCAAGAACUAGAUGGUGAGAACUAUCCCCCACUUCCAUUCAAAUUGGACACAUAAUGA